Molecule: messenger RNA, 2779 nt
Organism: Phytophthora nicotianae INRA-310
Lineage: Eukaryota; Oomycota; Peronosporomycetes; Peronosporales; Peronosporaceae
Exons: 1
Coding region: 1-2529 (842 amino acids)
Biological process (GO): transmembrane transport
Cellular component (GO): membrane
Molecular function (GO): ATP hydrolysis activity; ATP binding; ABC-type transporter activity
Source: RefSeq, a predicted model, not a curated record
AUGGAGAAACGUAAAGGAACGGUGUUUGUGGGCGGGAGUGUGGCAUACUAUUCGCAACAGCCAUGGAUCCAGAAUAUGACAUUGAAAGACAAUAUUUUGUUUGGUCAUCAGUUUGACCGAACCAAGUAUGAAAAAGUACUGGAUGCGUGUGCAUUGACUCGUGAUCUUGAGUCACUGUCAGCAGGAGAUCUCACUGAAAUAGGAGAACGUGGAGUGAACUUGUCAGGGGGACAACAAGCUCGAGUUGCGUUGGCUCGGGCGUGUUAUAGCAACGCCAGCGUCUUCAUUUUGGAUUCUCCGCUGUCAGCUGUAGACGCGAUCGUGCAGAACGAAAUCUUCGAGAAAUGUUUGCUCGGACUACUAAAAGAUAAAACACUCAUAUUGGUGACUCAUAACCCGGAGAUUAUCACAUCGAAGUUUAUCACACGAGCAGUAACAAUUGACGAAGCUGGUGCGAUUGUGGAGACAUACCGGGCAGACAAUGAAAUGGAUUAUGAGCCUCUUGUUUCGCCAAUAGGAAGAGAUACGUAUUCUCUUUCGUUCGAUAGCGAUGCGACUACACAAUAUAGCCCAAGUGCCGGCACCCCGUCGGGAAAUGCAGUCGAUGUGGUCGUGCUUGCGUCACCAGGCUAUUCUACUCGCAAGAAAUCACUGAGUUUUGUAAGUACGAAAGGCAGUGAGAGAGGCAGACUGGUUCAAGACGAAGCGCGGUCGGAUGGUCGAGUGUCUCAUCAUGUUUUUGAGGCCUAUUACCAUGCAGUAGGAGGCCUACCCGUUGUGUCUGCAAUUCUACUCUCUCAAAUGUUAUGGCAAGUGCUGCAGAUCAGCAGUGAUUUCUGGUUAAGUCACUGGUCGAAUGACGCUGCUACACUCGGAAAAUCUGCAGCUAGUACGAGUGCUCACACAGCGUAUCGCUUGGGCGUGUACGCCAGUCUUGGGCUACUGGCGGCGUUUAUGGUGUUCGGUAGGACCGUCCUCGUCACAAUAUACGGUAUCCGCGCUGCGAGGAACUUGUUCGACCGCAUGACGUACUCUUUGAUGCAUGCACCCAUGCGGUUCUUUGAUGCGAACCCUAUCGGCCGCGUAUUAACUCGCUAUGGUGGCGACGUAGCUGCAGUGGACGUCCAGAUCCCCUUCAUGUUCGGUACUCUAGCAGCGAAUGUGUUCUCCGUUGGUUGCAGCUUGGCUACAGCUGCAUUUUUGAUCCGUUGGAAAGGAUUUCUGUUGGUUCCAGUGAUCGCAGUGUACGUGGCAGUCGGUAGUUUUUACAUCUCGCCAGCUCGAGAGCUGCAACGCCUGUCGAAAACCACAAUAUCUCCAGUUCUCACCCACAUGUCGGAAUCUGUUGACGGUGUGUCAAUAGUUCGAGCCUUUGGACAAGUCCAGCGAUUCUACCAGACCAGCAGCGCUAAGCUUGAUGCGAACCACAAGAUCUGGUACGCACAAGUGUACGUUACGCAAUGGUUCUCCCUACGUAUCCAGCUUGUCGGCAGUUUAUUGUUACUUGUGGUCACAUCGUCGCUUGUGCUUCUUCAUCGUCAACUGAACGUUGCGAUGAUCGGCUUAGCGUUCUCGUAUUCACUGAAAAUUGCCGCUAAUCUGGAAGGAAUCAUUCGCUCAAUUACUCGCAUCGAGACUGUGAUGAUCAGUCCAGAGAGAAUGCAAGAGUACAUUGAGAUCGAGCAAGAAGCACCCUUCCGUAUCCCUAUGAUUGAUCCACCAGCACAUCUGGAGUGGCCCUCAACUGGGUCUAUAGUUUUUGAUCAGGUUUCGUUCCGAUACAAACCGGGAGGCGACUUGGUACUGCGUAACUUGAGCUUUUCCGUCACUGGAAGACAGAAGAUUGGAGUCGUUGGACGCACCGGAGCCGGCAAGUCGAGCUUGACUAUGGCUUUGUUUCGCAUCAGCGAGCUCGCGUCGGGUAAAGUGCUGAUCGAUGGUGUCGACGUAGCCACUAUUGGUCUUAAAACACUACGCGAAAAACUGUCGAUCAUCCCUCAGCGUCCGGUACUGUUCAAGGGUCCACUACGUGCAUACUUGGAUCCAUUCGACGAGCUCACAGACGAUCAAUUGUGGAGAUCCAUUCGAGAAAUUGGGCUGCAGGAGCGUAUUGCUGAAGACGAGAGGAAGCUCAUGAUGGUAGUCGAGGAGAACGGCGAGAACUUCAGUGUUGGCGAGCGACAGAUGCUGUGUAUGGCUCGAACUCUACUACGUCACUCGCAUAUCGUGAUCUUCGACGAGGCCACCGCUGCGAUUGACCAUGAGACGGACCAAAAUCUGCAACGUGUGAUACGUACUGCGUUCGCCAAGUCGACGGUGUUGACGAUUGCACACCGACUUGAUACGAUUCUAGACUCGGAUCAAAUUCUGGUUCUUCAUAAAGGUCGCUUGGUCGAAUUUGCGUCACCCACGGAGCUGGUGAGUAAAGAUCGAGGACACUUCUUUGACCUCAUGCGUGAAGGUGGAUACCUGGACAAGUCCAAGGAGCAGCAAGGAAUCACGAUGGCCACGAUGGCGAGUAUCGCGUAACGCACGCAAUUGCUAGCUCAUGUGCUCUUCUCAUUAAACAGGAUUACCGAGUAAAUGGUAAAUACAGCCUUACCAACAAGCUGCUAGACUCUCGGGCUGUGACAGGCAUCGAGCAGCGAUGAAGAAACGUGGUGUACGAUCACUCAAACGCAUCCUACUUCAGCGAUGGUGCCUCCAAUGGUAGGAGUAGGAAUUUGAGGUCGCCUUGGUUGGUAAAUCACAUAAUUUCAGUUCGACCAAAACUGACAUA